AUGCAAGAAAUUUGGGCUGCUGGUGUGGAUUGGGACGAUGUUUUACCAGCGAAAUUAUUAGUCAAGUGGAACCUUUGGAUUUCCGAGCUACAAGAGAUACCCAAGAUCAGUUUUCCACGUUGCCUUCGCCUUGAAAGACCAACCGACAUCCAACUUCACGUUUUCUCUGACGCUUCCAAGGUGGCGUACGCUGCAGCAGCAUAUUUGGUGUGCAAGUACCUCGACCGACUACCGACGUCAUGUCUAAUUAGUUCCAAAUGUCGCGUUUCGCCAGUUAAAGCUAUGACGAUCCCGAGACUCGAGCUCAUGGGUGCAAUAAUCGCCACUCGUCUGGCAAAGAAGCUGAAAAGAACAUUAAAAGUAGAAAGCGUGACAUUUCGGGUCGACUCGACGAACGUACUAUACUGGGUUCGAAACCAAAGCAGGAACUUUAAAACGUUCAUAGCAAACCGAAUUGGAGAAAUCCAAAGAAGUACGAAUCCUGACCAAUGGCGACACAUCCCGGGCGAAAUUAAUCCCGCGGAUUUACCAACUAGAAGACUAUCAGCAUCUCAGUUGUCACAAUGCCAGAUGUGGAUGGAAGGUCCAAACAUUCUGAAGGAAGAGGAGUUGACUUGGCCGAAAAAGUUACCAGAAGAUCACAUAAGAGAAGACACAGAGUGCGAACAAAAAACGAACAUCUCCUCCUUUGCAACAGACAGCGCGAAUUUAGAAAAUGUUCAAGACCGUCUCGUGCCAGAGAAGUUUUCGAGUUUAUCCCGCCUGUUACGCGUGACAGCCUGGGUAAAACGUUUCUUGACGAACUGUAAACUUCCGAAAGAGCGACGAAUGAAAAAUGGCGUCAUUACACGAAACGAAGUCUCCGAGGCUGAGACUUACUGGAUAAGAAGAGCGCAAACCGAAGCGUUCCCUAACGGUGAAAAAGAGAAACGACUGAUUAAACUCUGCCCCCAUACAGACGAAGCUGGUCUCUUGUGA
Messenger RNA from Dendronephthya gigantea, 978 nucleotides. RefSeq lists its product as uncharacterized. The transcript has a single exon. Bases 1 to 978 code for a protein of 325 amino acids. The record is from RefSeq and is a predicted model, not a curated record. Lineage: Eukaryota; Metazoa; Cnidaria; Anthozoa; Malacalcyonacea; Nephtheidae.